Messenger RNA from Neoarius graeffei (lesser salmon catfish), 2047 nucleotides. It is a transcript of the gene cdk10, whose product is annotated as cyclin dependent kinase 10. Gene Ontology annotation, molecular function: cyclin-dependent protein serine/threonine kinase activity; ATP binding. Gene Ontology annotation, cellular component: nucleus. NCBI's taxonomy places the organism in Eukaryota, Metazoa, Chordata, Actinopteri, Siluriformes, Ariidae. Gene Ontology annotation, biological process: regulation of mitotic cell cycle; protein phosphorylation. The record is from RefSeq and is a predicted model, not a curated record. Bases 83 to 1183 code for a protein of 366 amino acids. The transcript has 13 exons.
ACUCGCUAAUGCGAGCAGUGAAGAUGCGGAAGUGUUAGCGGUGUGGGAGCGCGCUGGCCUUCAGUGUGGUGCUGCUGAUCAGAUGGAGACCGCGGCGGAACCGGAACCGGAACCCGUCAGGCUGAAAUCACUGAAAACCAGCAGGAGCUUCACUGUUCCACACACCGAGCGGUUGGGGAACUGCAGGAGUGUGAAAGAGUUUGAGAAGCUGAACCGCAUCGGAGAGGGAACAUACGGCAUUGUGUACCGAGCUCGUGACACACGCACACAUGAGAUCGUGGCCCUUAAGAAAGUGCGCAUGGAUAAAGAGAAAGACGGGAUCCCGAUCAGCAGUCUGAGAGAGAUCACGCUGCUCCUCAGGCUCAGACACCCAAACAUUGUGGAGCUGAAGGAGGUGGUGGUGGGGAGCCAGUUAGAGAGUUUGUUCCUGGUGAUGAGUUACUGUGAGCAGGAUUUGGCCAGCCUCCUGGAGAACAUGCAGUCUCCAUUCUCAGAGGCACAGGUGAAGUGUAUCGUUCUGCAACUGCUAAGGGGUCUGGUGUAUCUCCAUCACAACUUCAUCCUGCACAGGGAUCUGAAGGUGUCCAAUCUGCUGAUGACAGAUAAAGGCUGUGUGAAGAUCGCGGAUUUUGGCCUGGCGCGUGUGUAUGGUGUCCCCCAGCAGCCCAUGACCCCUAAAGUAGUGACAUUAUGGUACAGAGCACCUGAGCUCCUCCUGGGCACCAAGACACAGACCACUGCACUGGACAUGUGGGCGGUGGGAUGUAUCCUGGCUGAGCUCCUGGCCCAUAAGCCCCUGUUGCCGGGCAGCUCAGAGAUCCAACAGCUGGAUCUGAUUGUGCAGCUGUUGGGAACACCGAAUGAGAACAUCUGGCCGGGUUUCUCGCGGCUCCCCCUGGUGGGUCAGUACAGUUUGAGGAAGCAGCCGUACAACAAUCUGAAGAACAAAUUCACCUGGCUGUCAGAGGCUGGACUCCGCCUCCUCAACCUGCUCUUCAUGUACAACCCCCAGCGCAGAGCUUCGGCUAAAGACUGCUUGGAGAGCUCAUACUUCAAAGAGAAGCCACUGCCAUGCGAGCCAGAGCUCAUGCCCACCUUCCCUCACCAUCGGAACAAACGGACAGGGCCUGUAGCUGAGAGCCAAUCAAAACGGAGCAAAGCAGGCCACUCUCUUGCAUCCUGAUCCUCAACACCCAAUCAGAAAGAGCUGUAGUUCUGCAACCAAGAGCUAAUCAGAAUCAAGCACCGCCUCAGUGUUAACAGCCAAUCAGAAGGAACUGAUGUGUGAUGACAGGCCUGAGGGAACAGAACACAGCACACCUGUGACAGGUGACACAGCUGCUUGUGUGUGUGUGUGUGUGUGUGUGUGUGUGUGUGUGUAUUAAAUACUUGUGCCAUGUGUCCCAGUGUAAGACAUUAUUAAACUUUGUGUAUUCGUUACACUGUAACUCCGCCCACCUUGACCCCUGAACCCCAGAGUAAAGUGAACGCCCCGAACACUAAUCUGACCUGCUGAAGGUUUUAGAAAGUCCAGAGUCCCCUGCUGUCCCUCGCUGUCCCCUGCCUGACUGUGAGACCGGGCUGUGGACUGCCGGGUGGGUACAGCACCCCCUAGGGGACAGAUUCAGCCUCUGUGUCUUCCAAAAACCAGAAAGUUGUAUCAACAACUCGACAGAAUAAACUAACUCUGGCAGAAUAAACACUAGCCACUCCUUCCCCUCCCAGGUGGAGCAGCGCUGUAACGUUUACCUCAGAGUCAGGAGACGGUGUGUUUGAGUCCCACUGAUGACUUGUUUUUGUUUUGAAUCCUUUAAUCUCAGUACAAUCUCAGUUCUCUUUUCAUCUCAUCCCUUCAUUUCAUUUCUGAAGGAAAACACUUCGGUCUAUACCUCCAUGACCCCCCCCCCACACACACACACACACACUAACAGCUCAUGAUGUGAAAAUAAUUCAAACUAAUGAAGUUUUCUGUACAAAACUCACCUUCAAGACCUCAGUUCCAUUAAAUGUGUUAAUAAAUGAUAAAAGAUGAUUUUGUUGGAUUAUU